AUGACGAGCCGAUUGCCUGUCGCAACUGAUAACGAGAAGGGGCUCGGGAGUGUCGGCCCUGAUAACUCUUCCACAAGCUCUCCCAAACUAGAUCACACCAAUCCAGCGGCACAACAACCUGAAGCUAGUACUUGGGACGGCACUGUCCGACAUGAGAACUUCUUUACCAGAAACGGCCUCAAUUUGGAGUCCUUCAAAAAGCGCAGUUAUGGCCACGGGCUUGUGGAGCUUGAUAGGUCGAUGAAGAAGCGUCAUUUGCAUAUGAUCGCCAUCGGUGGCUCUAUUGGUGCCGGAUUCUUCGUUGGAUCUGGUGGCGCUCUUUCUACUGGUGGUCCCGCAUCUCUUCUCAUCGACUUCAGUAUCAUCGGUAUCAUGAUGUUCAACGUCGUCUACGCUCUUGGUGAACUCGCUGUCAUGUAUCCUGUUUCCGGCGGCUUCUACACAUACUCAACUCGCUUCAUUGAUCCAUCAUGGGGUUUCGCAAUGGGCUGGAACUACGUAUUCCAAUGGGCUAUCGUCUUACCUCUAGAGUUGACAGUGUGCGGCUUGACAUUACAGUACUGGCCAGGGGCUCGAGAUGUCUCCAUCGCUGUCUGGAUUACUGUUUUCUGGCUCGCUAUCAUCUUGAUUAACAUCUUCGGAACUCUUGGAUAUGCUGAGGAAGAAUUCUGGUCGUCUUGUUUGAAGCUCUUCACCAUCGUCAUUUUUAUGAUCAUCGCUCUCAUCCUCGUUUUGGGUGGUGGUCCCUCAGGUGGUCGAUACGAUGAGUACUGGGGUGCACGACUCUGGCACGAUCCUGGCGCGUUCCGAAAUGGUUUUAAGGGAUUCUGUGCCGUCUUUGUCACAGCUGCUUUCUCCUUUGCUGGCACUGAACUUGUUGGUCUCGCCGCCGCUGAAUCGCGCAAUCCCGUCAAGGCUCUCCCAGGUGCAAUCAAACAAGUUUUCUGGCGUAUCACCCUGUUCUAUAUCCUCGGUCUUUUCUUCGUUGGUCUUCUCGUCGCGUCCAACGACGAGAACCUCCUUGGUGCUGAGAACCCUUACGCCGAAGGCGCAUCUCCAUUCGUGCUUGCUGCUCGCUACGCAGGCCUCAAUGGCUUCGAUCACUACCUCAAUGUCGUUAUCCUUAUCUCCGUCCUUUCUAUUGGCGUCUCUUGCGUUUACGGAGGGUCACGCACGCUUACUGCUCUCGCUCAGGAAGGAUAUGCGCCGAAGCUCUUCACUUACGUUGAUAAAUCUGGUCGUCCACUGGCCUCUGUUUUGGUUCUUCUGAUUUGUGGAGCUCUAGCAUAUGUCAAUCUUGAUGCGAAGGGAGAGGUCGUGUUCAACUGGCUUCUUUCCUUGUCUGCUUUGGCCGCUCUGUUUACUUGGGGAUCGAUCUGCCUUGCCCAUAUCCGGUUCCGCAGAGCUUGGGCUUAUCACGGUCACACUGUUGAUGAAAUCCCUUUCAGAGCAGUGUUUGGUGUUGUUGGGUCCUGGAUUGGGCUCGGUCUCUGCGUCAUCGUUCUCAUCGCUCAGUUUUUCGUCGCUAUUGCUCCACCAGGAAAUAAUGGCGAUCUCAAUGAUGCCGAAGGUUUCUUCCGAGCUUUCCUGACUGUUCCAGUUAUUCUCUUCUUCUGGGCUAUCGGUUUCCUUUGGAAGCGUGAGGGCUGGCUUCGCACGGCCCAGAUGGAUGUCGAUACCGGUCGUCGCGAGCUAGAUUGGGAAGCUAUUAAUGCGUAUCGUGCUGAGGUUGCGUCGUGGCCAACAUGGAAGAGAAUGUUGCACAAGUUCUUCUAG
Messenger RNA from Cadophora gregata, 1776 nucleotides. RefSeq names its product Amino-acid permease inda1. The transcript has 7 exons. Gene Ontology annotation, cellular component: membrane. The coding region runs from base 1 to 1776 and encodes 591 amino acids. Lineage: Eukaryota; Fungi; Ascomycota; Leotiomycetes; Helotiales; Ploettnerulaceae. The record is from RefSeq and is a predicted model, not a curated record. Gene Ontology annotation, molecular function: amino acid transmembrane transporter activity. Gene Ontology annotation, biological process: amino acid transmembrane transport.